CCGUAUCACCAUGGCGACCAAGCGGAUGCAGCUGCUUCGAUUACUACUCACAGCGCUACUGAGCCUGUCAUUUUGGACCGGCGUCGAAGCGCUUCAGUGCUACAGUUGCAGUGCCGAGAGUUGUUCGAAACUGGCCACCGCUGGUGCCACCACGACGUGUGCCAAUGCGGACGAUGUGUGUUUCUCCCGUUUUGACGCCACGAACCUUUUAGCAACGGAGCGUGGCUGUCUAACGGCCGCUGCGGCCCCGACGGCCUGUACGGGGCCCGACUGUGUGACGUGUGUGUCUCCGGAUCUUUGCAACGACGCCGGAAGCCCACAGCAUCGCUGUUUGGUGUGCUCCUCGCUGACCAGCGCCGAGUGUGUGACGGAUCCAAGUAGCCUGGUGGCAGCGCAAUGUCCGAUGGCCACCGGGGUCGAUCUAACGGCAGCGCAGUGCUACAAUCGUGUGAUCGGAACCGUUACCGAGCGAGGCUGUAUUACCUCGCAACGGACCGUGGACGAGUGCGGUGGCAUCGGGUGUGCAACGUGCACCGGGCCCGGCUGCAAUGCGGCAGAGUUCCCGGCCGGCCGGCAGCAGUGCGUGGCGUGCGAUGGGGCCACCUGCAACAGUGAAGCGUCCACAACAGUGACCUGCGACGACCCGUACGAUACGUGCGCCACCGUGCAGCGGAGCAACGGGAAUGUGAUGAAAUCGUGCGAAAAGGCCAUGACCUCGGCCGAUGUCGCCUACUGUCUCGCCAACCCGGCCCAGUGCGCCUUCUGUGGGAACCGGCUGUGCAAUGGGGUUCCGUUCGAUGCCACCACCCAGCGGCGCUGCUACCGAUGCGACGGAACCGGCUGCCUCAAGUCGGCCGCUCAGCUCACCCUCUGCCGGCUGUUCGACGACGAUUGCUACAGUUCCUUCACCGGGUUUAAUCCCUCCCGGCGUGGUUGCGUCUCGGAGCUGACCGCGGAAGAAGCGGUCCAGUGUAGGGCGGGUGGAGUGCCCGACAGCCCGUGUGAGGUUUGCAGUGGUUCCGAGUGCAACCUACAGGCCCGGUCCGAUCAUCGUUGCCUGUCCUGUUCGUCGGUCAAGGACGCAGCGUGCGUGAAUCCCACCGCGGGAGCGUUACAGCCGGUGCAGUGUCCUGCGCCCAGCACGGAACUUCUCGCCGAUGGGCAGUGUCUGACUAGAAUUGUUGGCACGGUCACAGAGCGGGGCUGCAUUAGCGGGGAAGCCGAUCUGGUGGCGUGCGGAGAAGACGGACGGUACUGCGCCACGUGCGGCAUAGAGAACGAUGGUGCCGGUUGCAAUUCGAAGCUCUUCCCGAGCGAUCGCCGCCGGUGUACCGUGGGCACCGAGGCCAACGCGUACUGUCCCGAUCCGUGGGACGAUUGUGUCCAGCUGCUACAGAGUGGCACCCGCAAGCGCACCUGCCGAUCGCUGCUGACCGAGACGGAACGCAGCUUUUGCGCCGCCAACAGCAAUCGGUGUCGGUUCUGCGGCACCGACGGUUGCAACGCGGCCGAGAUCACUUUCGACUACGUCGAAUGCCUGUCGUGUGACUCCGGCACCGAUGUCCGGUGUGCCACAAACCCGGCCGCCCUCGGGACAUUCGAGCGUUGCGCGACGUGUGCCUCGGCGAUCGUGACGGUGGACGGAAAGCCGAUCACCCGGCGGGGCUGCCUGGCCAGUAUGCCGCCGGAGGUGUCCCAGGUGUGUCCGACAACCGGUAGCACUGCCUGUCAGCGGUGCUCCACCAACCGGUGCAACACCGGGAACUUUCCUUCGGCCCGCCUCCAGUGCUACCGUUGCACGAGUCCUCCCUGUGUGUCGCACCAGGACAUCCGGCUCGAGUAUUGUCCACAGUACACAGCCAACGAUGCGUGCAUCGUGCAGACGUCCACCGAUGGUCAACUGUUGCGCCUCGAUUGUCGCAGUGCCCUGUCGGAGUCGGAACAGGCGACGUGCCUCAGCCCGAAUCCUGCCGGUCUCUGCCAGAUGUGUGGCACGGCGGGCUGUAAUGACCCCGCGACUUUUGGCACGUCCAGUAGCUGCGUCCAGUGCCGUAGCUCACUGAACCCUCUGUGCCAGGAGCAGGCACUUCAAAUAGCGGCAGAACCUUGUGCCGAUCCGGCCAACGCUGCCUGCUACACGAGGCUCACGGCCGUCGGCACCCUGACCAGCCUCACGGAGCGUGGUUGUCUGUCGGAUCUGGCGGGGACCGAACGGGACAAGUGUGCCCGCGGGGAGGACUGCAUCGUGUGUCGGUCCGGAAGGAGCGGCAACUGCAACACGGUCCAGUACCCGGUCGCCCCAAUCACCUGCUUCCAGUGUGACUCGCGGACCGACGGGGCGUCGUGUCAGGCGGCCCAAACGGCGCAGCAGGCACCGACCUGUCCGCAGUACGACGUGGCCAACAAGUGCUACACGAUCGUCCACUCGGACGGUGAUACCGUGCGCAAGUGUUCGACGGCCGCCAAGGAGGUGGAGUGUGCCGGUAUCGGCACCUGCGAGGUGUGCCUGUUCCGGGGCUGCAACAGCAAACCCUUCUCGGCCAUCGUGGUAACGCCACCACCCGAUCCUACGACUACACCUCCGCCCAAUGGUGGUGCCGUGACCGGUGGCCUGACGAUUCCGUGGCUGACGUGGCUACUCGGUGCACUACUGUGCGGAGCCAGCACAGGGGCUGGGCUCCUGGGCCACAGUGGACUCCACUUUCUUUAGAAACUUCCAAUGGGUCCUUCCAGUUAGGUAAUCAACGCAUUCGAAACGCACUCCAUCAUAGAUCGUCCAAAUAAAUUCGACCAACAGAGGGAGCCACCACUCGCUGUGGCACGCUCCGUUACGCAAUUUUCAAUUACCUGCCGGCCGAUAAGUGGCCAACCGAACGAACGAACGAACGAAGGAAAACAUUGAUUGCCAAUCGAACCGAUCGAUCGAUAAUUGGAAGAGGCAUCAUCAGAAGCGGCGGCAGCAUAACAACUCGAUCGGACACUUCGGUUUCGGUCACGCGCGCCCGAUGGUGUAAACUAUUUUUAACCCAUUUUCACACCCCACCCGGGGCCCGAGGGACACUGGCCGUUCGAUGGAAAGCU
Messenger RNA from Anopheles cruzii, 3081 nucleotides. RefSeq lists its product as uncharacterized. The transcript is spliced from 7 exons. NCBI's taxonomy places the organism in Eukaryota, Metazoa, Arthropoda, Insecta, Diptera, Culicidae. The record is from RefSeq and is a predicted model, not a curated record. Bases 11 to 2710 code for a protein of 899 amino acids.